Messenger RNA from Andrographis paniculata, 659 nucleotides. Its product is annotated as non-specific lipid transfer protein GPI-anchored 13-like. Gene Ontology annotation, biological process: lipid transport. The coding region runs from base 11 to 604 and encodes 197 amino acids. NCBI's taxonomy places the organism in Eukaryota, Viridiplantae, Streptophyta, Magnoliopsida, Lamiales, Acanthaceae. Gene Ontology annotation, molecular function: lipid binding. The transcript has 3 exons. The record is from RefSeq and is a predicted model, not a curated record.
GAGGUUGUCUAUGUCUUCUUCUUCUUCUUCUUCCCUGUUCUUGCUGUUCUCUCUAACCCUACUAACUGUAGCAGCAGCAGCCAUGUCCUCCUCCUCCUCAGAGUGCCAACAGCCAUUGCUGGAACUGUCGCCAUGCUUGCCUUACGCAGGUGGAGCUUCUGAGACUGCUGAAUCCCCCACGCCCGAAUGCUGCAGCGGUCUGAAACAGGUGCUGAAGACCAGCCAGAAGUGCCUCUGCAGCCUCAUCAUCGACCCUGACCUCGCCGUCGCCAUUAACGUCACUCGAGCUUUCGCCCUUCCCACUCUCUGCAAUUCUCCCGCCAAUAUUUCCCAGUGCCCCAGUCUUCUCCACUUGGCUCCUGGUUCAGCAGAAGCCCAGAUUUACGAAUCUGCUAAUAAUAAUAGUAAUAAUAAUACUUACAGUAACAGCAGUGGCAGCCCUAUCUCCAUUAAUGCAUACCCUAAUUCGGAGAGCACAACCGCGGUGACAGGGACAGUGGUGGAGUUCAAUGCUGCUGCUCGUGGGGAUUGGAGGCCGGGACUACAACUCCAGAUCAUUAAUUGCGUUGCUUUGCCUUAUUUGUUGCUCUAUUGCCUAUCAUGAUAAAUUGAUUAUCAUAUUUUAGAAAUAAUACUCCAUUCCAAAUUUUUAUGCUUAC